CCAACACAACUGCCAACAAACACUUUAGUGCCUUUUGAUAUUAUUGUUUGUUGUCCAUUUGUUUAUUGCAUUUAUUACAUUAUGUCGUCCGGAGGUUGGGAAUUGGUUGGAAGAAAUAAAAAAGAUAAAAGCAAUGGAAAGAUUAAUAAACUUACAAAGGCUGAAAAAAAGAAAUUUAUCGAAAAUGCACCGAAAGUAGAAGAUUUUCUUCCAUUGAGUCAAGUAAAAACUUUAUAUGACAAUUUGGAUAAUAAUAAAGAAAAUAAAAAGCCAUCAAAGGACAAAGAAAAUAAAACAAAAGAAAAUGAAGAAAGAAAAAAACAACACAGACAACAACAAUCAGAGAAAAAGAAGCAUGAACUUAAGGAGAAACCUCCAAAAUCUAUAAGAGACGCAUUAAAUAUGAUUAAUCCAGAAGAGCUUCAUGAUGUUUUCACUAAUAGUCAAACCAGAUUUCCUGAAGUUCCAAUAAUUUGGUUGAAAGAUCUUGCUGCUUUUCUCAAUGUAAAAAUACCUGUUGAUAAAGAAGAUGCAGUCUUUUCUGGAAAACCUAAAGACUAUCCAUUAAGUAUAGUACCUAAAUCAAUUUCUUCCAUAUUAGAAAAAGCUAUUGAUAUGGCAGGAAAACAAACAGCAGAACUUUUUUAUGAAAAUACUCUUACUACAAUGGCUAUUGAUAUGGUUAAAGGAUCACCUGCUAUUGGUCACAAAAUAUUUUUGCAACUAUUAGCACGUAUUAAUUCUGGAAUAAUAAUUGCUAAUAUUUCUAAACUGAUUCGUGUAAAAAAUUCUUAUCAAAAUAGGAAAAAUAUUGGCCUCUCUUUAUUAUGGGCAAUAUCACAAGCUGGUAGGAAAAACUUAGCAAUGGGUUUAAAAGUAUGGCAUGAAGUAAUGUCUCCCAUGUUAGAGAUAAAGAGUUACUGUAGUUAUGUAGCACAAAUUUUAAAUGAUUUUGUGUUUGGACAUGAAACCUUUAAUGAUCUUCAACCAGAACUGUAUCUUGACAUUGUAGAAGAUAUAUAUUCUGGGAAAUUGAAUGUUCCUGCCUUUGUAGGUAGAGAAAUUAAUAAUAGCAUUGAAAAAUUAAGGUCAAUAUUAUUUAAAAAUAAAAAUAUAAAUUAUGCUAAACUGUUUGAAAUGCUAAUUACAAAGGUUACACAAAAGAUACAUGUAAACUAUAGAGAUGAGUUAAUCAAAGCACUUGUGACUUGUUUAGCCACAGAUCCACAUUGUUUUUCUGUUUGGAAGUCUAUUUAUGCCAAAAAUUUAUACCAAUCUUAUUUAAUUUUAACAUAUAUUGAUACUAAAUGGCAUGUUUUACAUACAAUAUUAGAAACAAAAUGUUUGAAGGAGACAUGUAUAGUAUUUCAGACAACUAAUGAAAGGUGGAAGAAGGGUAAAGAUGAAGGUCUUGCUAAUAAUUGCACUAAAAUAUGUAAGGCAUUAUUGCUGAAAAUGACAGCUUCUACCAAUAAGAAAUUUCCUUGGAAAAAGGGAAUUAUUUUGUUAUUACUUUUUAUUGGUGCCAUUAUUGGUUAUGAUAUUUACAAAUAUGACAAUUUUAAAGCAACCAAUACAAAUAAGUUCUUAAAAAGAAGUGGAUUAUUUACUUAUGGGCAACAGUCAUGGAUUCUGGUACAAGAAUAUUCAUUGAAAACACUUGAGUUUAUAGAAGCUACAUCACCAGAGUAUUAUAAAGCAACUGUUGAAACAUGUAAACCUUAUGUGAAAUUGGCUGGAGAUGGUUAUCUUGUAAUGAAAAAUAUAUUUUUUGAAAUUUAUGAUAAUAUUGCAAAAUACAACAGAAAGAAUGGCCCUCUCUUUGUACAAACAGUAGAUCAUUAUGUUCCUGAAAUACUGGACGAAAUUAAAUUACUAAGUUAUCAAGGUUUGGAAUUCUUGAAAAUGUAUUUGAACUUAUGUGUAGAAAAGCUAAAUGAACGCUCAACUGCAACACUUCAGUGGCUACAACAUAAUGUUUUUGUUGGAAAAUUAAGCCCAGAAAGUUUGCAAAAUUAUGCCUCAAAAACUAUUGAUACUGCACAGACAUUGGCAAGUCAAACUUACGAUUGGGUUUAUGAAAAGGUGCAAACACUUUCUAAAGUUCCAUGAAUAAAAUUCAUCAAAUGUUAUGUACCGAUAUUACUCGGUGAUAAAAAAAAUCUCCUCAUACCUCUGCAUUUAGUUCUAUAAUUCCGAAGUUGAUAUUACACAUUUCCAAAUAUAUUGUGACGGCCAUUUUACCUGUGAUAUUUGAAAAAUGUAUCAUACUCCGAUUGAUUAUGACAUUUUAAUA
Eufriesea mexicana is the source of this 2296-nucleotide messenger RNA. RefSeq names its product Transmembrane protein 214 (gene Tmem214). Lineage: Eukaryota; Metazoa; Arthropoda; Insecta; Hymenoptera; Apidae. The transcript is spliced from 9 exons. The record is from RefSeq and is a predicted model, not a curated record. Bases 82 to 2112 code for a protein of 676 amino acids. Gene Ontology annotation, cellular component: Golgi apparatus; endoplasmic reticulum.